GUUCACCGUAAUAGCCAACAUGGCGGCUAGUCGUCAAAAAGUAGAAAUCGUCUGUGGCUAAAUGACUAAUUUCUGUGAUUUACAGGCAUAAUUGAAAGCCUACAACGAAAUGGAUGGUUUAAGACAAAUCCUAGACCUUCUAUAACUAUCCAGAAGGAAAGAUUUGUCUCUGGAGAUGGAUUCUGGUGACGAAGACGACCGUGAGCCGCCCCUGUCUCUGACCGGGUUUCUGUUUGGAAACAUCGAUCAGAAGGGGCAACUUGAAGAUGACGAUAUUUUGGACCAGGAAUCCAAGCGACACUUGAAUCAGUUGAACUCCCUUGGAGGAUUUGGUAGCCUGGUUCAGGAGAUCACAGCAGAUACCGAUAACAAUGGAGAUGAUGAGCAGGACAGUCAGACAAGCUCAAGUGCAGGGAAACCGUCAUCCUUGCCGCAGAUUUGGAGAGGCGCCAAGCGCAGAAGAAAACGGCGCAGGCCAACGGGAGAAGAACCUCUGGAGGAUUCCUACGAGUGGGAGUUUGACUACGCACCCAUUCCUCCUCCUGACCAGUGGAUGUCUGAUGAUGAGGAGAAGAUGAUGCGCCCCAUGGAAGCUUUACCUGACACAGGUGUGAGGAAAGAGGCUUCAAAUGAUGACAACAGACCAGAGAUCCCUGAGUGGAGAUACGGCCCUGCCAGGUACUGGUACGACAUGCUGGGGGUGCCCGAGACUGGAGAGGGCUUCGACUAUGGCUUCAAACUGGCGCAGAAUUCUGACAGUGACAGUGGCAAUGAAGGUGAUGAUGAAAGAGAAGAGUCCAAAGAACCCCCCAAGCCCUCCGAACCUGAACCCCAGAAAGAAGAACCCACAGAGAAGACAGAAGAUCAGCCAGAAGACAUGGAGACCUCUGAAGAAGCAGAGGUGGUCCCAAAGUCUGAGUUUCCAGAGGAGGAGUAUUUCUACAUGGUGGCACAGAGGUCCUGGGAGGAUGAUAUAGUGUGGGACGGGGAACAGAUCAAGGAUAAAGUACUGCAGUCUAAAUCUGCAGCUAUGGCAGGAUGGAUCCCAACUAGUACCAGUAGGACUGCUCAGUCCUUCAGCUCGCAACAAGGUUUGAACAUCAAUGUGACUCUCCCAAACAGUAUACCCUCCACAUCGUCUGGAAAGAACCAGCAAGACCCAGAUGAUGAGCAGCUGUGGUACUCACUGUUCCCUGUGGAAAACCCUGAGCUGGUGUAUGGGAACUGGGAAGAUGACAUCAUCUGGGACCCACAGAAUAUGAAGGAGAUUCCGAAGCCCAAGGUCAUGAAACUUGACCCCAAUGACGAAAACAUCAUCUUCGGAAUUCCGGACGACCCCGACCCGCUUCCGGACGACACGCCCUCCAAGGACAAGAAGGAAGUCCGCCAGUCGACCUUACUGCUGAAAAAGAGAGGCUUGACCAAGCCAGAGUCCGACCAGUUGUCGGAACCAGGGAAGAAAAAGAAAAAUGUGUCCAACGUGUCCCACAAUGAGCAGAAAGACCCCUGGAACCUGUCCAAUGAUGAAUACUACGACCCCAAACACAGUCUGCAAGAGACAACACUAAGGGCUAGCAUGGGUGGCAACCUAGUGCAGCACUCAACCCCAGCCAUUGAGCUGCGCCAGCCGUUCUUCCCGACCCACAUGGGACCCAUCAAGCUGAGACAGCUCCACCGACCCCCCCUCAGGAAGUUCUCCCACGGACCCCUGGCCCAGCCUGGGCCUCACAGUGUCCUACCUCUCCUCAAACAGAUCAAGAAGAAAGCUAAGCUGAGAGAACAGGAGAGACAGGCCUCUGGAGGUGGGGAGGUGUUCUUCAUGAGGACUCCCCAGGACCUGACGGGGAUGGACGGGGAGAUCCUGCUGGCAGAGUACAGCGAAGAGUACGCUCCUCUCGUCAGCCAGGUCGGCAUGGCAACCAAGAUCAAGAACUUCUACAAGAGGAAAGCUGGCCACACCACCGGACCCCCUAAGUUUGAGUACGGAGAGACGGUGUACGCGCACACCUCCCCCUUCCUGGGCCCCCUGCACCCCGGGCAGGCCCUACAGGCCUUCGAGAACAACCUGUUCCGUGCACCCAUCUACCAACACAAGAUCCCCGAAACUGACUUCCUCGUCAUUCGCACCAGAGUGCAUUACUACAUCCGUGAGUUCCAAGGUCUGUUCUGUGUUGGACAAGAAUGUCCCCUGUAUGAGGUGCCUGGGCCAAACUCCAAGAGAGCCAACAACCAUGUUAGGGACUUCCUCCAGGUUUUCAUCUACAGACUGUUCUGGAAGAGCAAAGACAAGCCACGCAGAAUCAAGAUGGAGGACAUCCGUAAGGCCUUCCCAACACACUCGGAGAGCAGCAUCCGCAAGAGGCUGAAGCUGUGCGCUGACUUCAAAAGAACUGGCAUGGACUCUAACUGGUGGGUGCUGAAGCCAGAGUUCCGCCUGCCCUCUGAGGAAGAGAUCCGAGCCAUGGUGUCUCCUGAACAGUGCUGUGCUUACUACAGCAUGCUGGAGGCGGAACAGAGGCUCAAGGAUGCUGGGUAUGGUGAGAAGUCUCUGUUUGCUCCAGAAGAGGAGAAUGAGGAGGAGUUCCAGAGAAACAUAGAUGAUGAGGUGCGCACGGCUCCAUGGAACACCACCCGAGCCUUCAUCUCCGCCAUGAAGGGGAAGUGUCUGCUGGCCGUGAUGGGCGUGGCUGACCCGACAGGCUGUGGGGAGGGCUUCUCUUACAUCAAGGUUCCAAACAAGCCCCAGUCCUCCAAGGAUGACAACUCGCCCCAGCCCGUGAAGAGAACGGUAACGGGAACAGACGCGGAUCUGCGUAGACUGUCCCUGAAGAAUGCCAAGCAGCUGCUGAGGAAGUUUGGUGUGUCUGAGGAAGAGAUCAAGAAACUGUCAAGAUGGGAGGUGAUUGAUGUGGUGAGAACCAUGUCCACAGAGCAGGCCAGGUCAGGCGAGGCGGGGAUGAGUAAGUUUGCUCGCGGGACUCGGUUCUCCGUGGCAGAGCACCAGGAGAAGUACAAGGAGGAGUGUCAGCGGAUAUUCGACCUUCAGAACAAGGUCCUUUCCUCUGCUGAAGUCCUGUCCACAGAUGAGGAGAGCAGUUCUGCAGAUGACAGUGACUUUGAAGAGAUGGGCAAGAACAUUGAGAACAUGCUGGCUAACAAGAAAACCAGCCAACAGAUCACCCGUGAGAGGGAAGAGGCAGAGAGGAAGGAGCUGCAGAGAAUGAUCAUGGGGGAAGACACAAGCAAGGACCGAGACAAAGAUGACAAGAGAGAAAGUAAGCGCUCGUCGUCUACGGGCACCCCCAUUCCUGGAGCACGUGGUCAGGAUGAUGACUUAGAGAGCAUAGGCUCAUCCUUCACUGGUCGAAGACUGAAGAUCUACAGGACCUUUAAGGAUGAGGAUGGGAAAGAAUAUGUCAGAACAGAGACUGUCCGCAAACCCUCUGUCAUCGACACCUAUGUCCGCAUCAGGACCACCAAAGACGAGAACUUCAUUAAGAACUGGCUGGCCCAGGAUGAACAACACAAGGAGGAGAUGAGAAGAGAAAGAAGAAGAAUUCAAGAGCAGCUCAGACGCAUCAAAAGGAACCAGGAGAAGGAGAAGAUGGCUCCUCCUCCCAAGAAGAAAAAGAAGAAGCCUGACCAACCCCCACUCAAGUUGAAGUGCGGUGCCUGUGGACAGAUCGGCCACAUGAGAACCAAUAAGGAGUGUCCCCUGUACGAGAGGAGCCACGCCCCUCCCUCCCAUCCGGUUGCCAUGACAGAGGAGCAGGAGGAGGAGGUGGAGAGGUACACCAUCAAGGAGGAUGAGAACCUCAUCAAGGUGGAGGGCACCAAACUCAUCCUGGGGAAAUCACUCGUGGACCAGGCUGCUGCAGUCCGUCGAGAGUCCCUGAUUCUCAAGUUCCCCAAAGCCAUGCAGCCCAAGAAGGAUGAGAAGAAGAAAAGAAGGGUGGGGACAGUCACACACUGUGACUACCUAAAGAGACCCAAGAAGUCGGCAAACCGGCGCCGUACGGAUCCCGUGGUGACACUGUCGUCCAUCCUGGAGAACUUCCUGAACGAGAUGCGAGACUUGCCGAACACCUACCCCUUCCACCAGCCCGUCAACCCUCGCAUGGUCGUGGACUAUUACAAGAUCGUUCACCGACCAAUGGAUCUCCAAACUAUGAGAGAGAAACUGCGGCAGCGGCAGUACCACUCCCGUCUGGACUUUGUGGAAGAUGUGAAACUCAUUGUUCACAACAGUACCCUGUAUAAUGGUGCGAAGAGCCCACUGACCCAGAUAGCACAGGACAUGCUGGGCGUGUGUGAGAAGAGAGUAGCUGAGAAGGAGGACAAGAUCACCCGUCUGGAGAAGGCCAUCAACCCGCUCCUAGAUGAUGAUGACCAGGUCGCCUUCUCCUUCAUCCUGGAGAACAUCAUCACUCAGAAGAUGAUGAACGUUCCCAAUUCUUGGCCCUUCCACCAGCCAGUCAACAAGAAGUUUGUCCCUGACUACUUCAAGGUCAUCUCACAGCCCAUGGAUUUGGAGACACUCAAGAAGAAUGUGCAGUCGCACAAGUACCGUAACCGUGAUGCCUUCAUGAAGGACGUAGACCUGAUCCACAGGAACAGUGUGAAGUACAACGGUGCAGACAGCCCCUUCACAUGUACGGCUGAGGAGGUCGUCAGGUCAUGUAAGGAAACUCUGGAUGAGUAUGACGAGCACCUGACCCAGCUGGAGAACGAUAUCCGCCAUGCUCAGGAGGCCGCCAUCGCUGCCGCCAUGCAGGACGAGGACCAAGAUGGCAGCAACCUGCCCUCCAACCCCAACAGUCCUCAGCCUGGUGAUGUAGACAUGGAGGAGGACAGUCUGCUGGAUAACACCACCACAGCCCAUGAUGAGAGCUGGGAGAGUGCCCCGCCCACGGAGCCCCAGCCCGGCCCCUCCAGGGAGUCUGUGGGAGACGCUGACUUCAUCGAUGUGGUGGGAGACGAGGAGGCCAUGGAGAUGGACCGGUCCAAACGUGGCAGGGGGGAGGAGGAUACAGGUAAGCAGGAGGACACCCUGAUGGAAGACCUGCUGGUGUCAGAGAGUGAGAGUGAUGCUGAGAGCGACCUUCCCUACACCAGACAGGACAGUGAUCUCUCAGACUACUACGACCAAGGAGACAAUGGUAGCAGCCGCCCUGUGUCCGCUGCCUUUGAGAGUUACCAGAACGAAGACUCCAACUUUGACUACAGCUAUGAUGUGGAAGAUGAAGACAGCCGUCUCCCCGACGAGGACUCCAACCUCCCCACCGACCUGAACCUGUCGGAGGACGAUGAGGAGGAGGACUCUCGCUAUGCUGACGACAACGCCCAGUUCCCCGACAUGAGUAACCAGUACUUCCAGCAGCAGCCCGCCGCGCAGCGCUCGCUCCAGUUCAGCGACCAGUUCUUCGAGGAGGUGAACCAAGCGGCCGUAGGGGAUUCCCUACAGCCCACAGAGGGGUUGGACACCAGGGACCUGGUCGCACAGGCCAUGGCUGAAAUCGACAACAAGGAGAGCGAUGGAGAAGACUUUGUGUCAGUUGGAGGAGACCUUAGUGAGGAGAGCUCAGACCCAGAUGUGUAACAUCUACCACAAAUGUCACACUAUCUAAAUUGUAAAACAUACAUGUAUAUACAUACGUAACAUCUAUAAGAUGGAGAGUAGGGACACAACAUGCCUGCUUGUCAUUCUGUUCAAAUUAGAGAACUGUAACAUAACAUCAAUAUUGAGAGAUCUUACAUAGAAACAUUAGAAAGAUGUAGCAAUCAAAAUUGAAAUAUUAUUUUCUCAUGAAAA
Molecule: messenger RNA, 5812 nt
Organism: Branchiostoma floridae (Florida lancelet)
Lineage: Eukaryota; Metazoa; Chordata; Leptocardii; Amphioxiformes; Branchiostomatidae
Product: transcription initiation factor TFIID subunit 1-like
Exons: 38
Coding region: 176-5599 (1807 amino acids)
Biological process (GO): RNA polymerase II preinitiation complex assembly; transcription by RNA polymerase II
Cellular component (GO): transcription factor TFIID complex
Molecular function (GO): TBP-class protein binding; RNA polymerase II general transcription initiation factor activity; RNA polymerase II general transcription initiation factor binding
Source: RefSeq, a predicted model, not a curated record